GUCUAUGCUAAAGCUAAAUAACUUAACGUUCGGUCCGCGUGUUGAUGUAGGAGAGAGGACUUGGGGAGAAAACACGUUUUUCAGACCACACAGAGACAAUCUCAGGAGCAGACUAGAAGAACAUGGACAUGAAGAAAAGGGUCUCUUUAGAGCUGAGGCACCGGUCGCCAGCAGAGGUCCAGGAGCUGGUUCUGGACAACUGUCGCUCUGAUGAGGGGAAGAUCGAAGGAAUCACAGAGGAGUUCUCCAACCUGGAGCUGCUCAGCCUCACCAACGUGGGUCUGACCAGUGUCGCAGACAUCCCUAAGUUGGACAAACUCAAAAAGCUGGAGCUCAGUGACAACAGGAUAUCUGGAGGUCUGGAGGUUCUGGCGGAGCGGCUGGUCAACCUGACGCACCUGAACCUGAGUGGCAACAAGUUUAAGGACCUCAGCACGCUGGAGCCACUGAAAAAGCUGCCCCAGCUGAAGAGUCUAGACCUGUUUAACUGUGAGGUGACCAACCUGGGAGCCUACAGGGACUCCAUCUUCACGCUCCUCCCUCAGCUCACCUACCUGGACGGCUACGACGUCGACAACUGUGAGGCGUCCGACUUUGACGAUGAUGGAGACAGCAUUGAUGAACUGGAUGGCGAAGGGGGGGAGUCGGACGACUUGGAGGAGGAAGAUGAGGAAGAAGAAGACAGUGGUGACGAGGAUGGGGACAGUGAGGGCGACGAUGAUGAUGAGGAUGAUGAGGAAGAAGACGACGAGGACUCGUCUCCGACUAAAGGAGAGAAGAGGAAGAGAGACCCCGAUGAUGAUGAGGACGAUGAUUAACCUCGACCGUUGCCCCCUAACCCCUCUACCCUCACCCCUUAUCUUGGGCUGCGUCCCGUUUCUGAUCCAGGCCUGCUUCUCGCCUCAAACCAAAAUAACCUUUAGUUUCUUAUUUAUCGGAAACUCCUGUUUUGUUUUUUACAGCACAUUUUUAAACUCAGGAAUGAAAUGUUCAAGUUUAGUUCAAAUAAUAUAAAACCAGUCGUCGUUUUCUAAAAAGCUUCCAGACAUCAAAGAUUUUUGGUUGUCUAUUUUUGACAUGUUUAAUUUCUGCUAGAAAAUAAACAAGACACAAUUGUAACUAUUUUUACCUGAUGAAAUAUUAACAGUAUUUUUACACGUGUGAGCUCUAUGUCGUCGUUUGUUUUGGGUAGAUAAAACCAGUCAUAAGCAGCUCGGUUCUGAGCAUCCAUCAGGUGGUUUUUACGUUAUCUGUUUUUUUUUUCUUCUGAAUUUGUCAAACCCGUUACGUUGUUUUCAAUGCAUCUAACAUGACAAAGUUUUUUUUUUUUUUUUUUGGUUUGUUUUUUUUGGAAGAAACUGGAUGCGGCUCCAUCCAUGGAUGCUGAGAUCCUGCUUUUUGUUGUCUGGAAGCCCCGCCCCCUCCCAGAGCCCCUCCCCUAUGGCUCCAGCUCAGGGCAAACUUGUUUUUGUUCAGUUUUUUGCCAGCAGAGUUUUUUAAAAUUAUUUUUUCAGAUGUUUUUUUUUGUUAACUUGUGUGUUUGUCCAGGAACACAAACGCACACGGUGACUAGACGAAGUUGUUUGUUUUUGUUGGCUUGUUUUUCUACUCAGUAAGUUAAAUACAUUCUGAACAUACAAAAUUAACUUUGUAAAUAAAAUCUUAACAUUUUC
Messenger RNA from Nothobranchius furzeri (turquoise killifish), 1673 nucleotides. Its product is annotated as acidic leucine-rich nuclear phosphoprotein 32 family member D. Gene Ontology annotation, cellular component: nucleus. Gene Ontology annotation, biological process: regulation of apoptotic process. NCBI's taxonomy places the organism in Eukaryota, Metazoa, Chordata, Actinopteri, Cyprinodontiformes, Nothobranchiidae. The record is from RefSeq and is a predicted model, not a curated record. Gene Ontology annotation, molecular function: histone binding.